Trifolium pratense (red clover) is the source of this 1577-nucleotide messenger RNA. RefSeq names its product caffeoylshikimate esterase-like. Gene Ontology annotation, molecular function: lipase activity. The coding region runs from base 55 to 1194 and encodes 379 amino acids. The transcript has 7 exons. NCBI's taxonomy places the organism in Eukaryota, Viridiplantae, Streptophyta, Magnoliopsida, Fabales, Fabaceae. The record is from RefSeq and is a predicted model, not a curated record. Gene Ontology annotation, cellular component: membrane.
UGAUACGUAUCAACCACUUAGUUGAUUUGAAAAAUUAAAUUCAAACAACGUGCCAUGAUGGGUAAUUCCAAGAAUAAUAUGGUUAUUAUUAUUCAUAUUGUUGUGUUAUUUUCUAUAUGUUUGGCAGUGGCAAAUUCGGCUGAGUUUAAUUUUCCAGCAGUAUUCAACUUGGGUGAUUCAAAUUCGGACACAGGUGAACUUUCAGUUGGAUUGGGGUUUCAGCUUGUCCUACCUUAUGGACAGAACUACUUCAAAACUCCUUCUGGAAGGGCAUGUGAUGGUCGUCUCAUUGUUGAUUUCCUAAAAUGUGGAGUAAGGCUAGCUUGUGCCAAAUAUGCUGUGUAUGGUAUUGAUUAUGAAGGACAUGGACGUUCUGAAGGUGUUCGUUGUUACAUUAAGAAGUUUAAUAACAUUGUUAAUGACUGUUAUGACUUUUUCAAGUCAAUUAGUGAUCUCGAAGAGUAUAAGGGAAAGGCUAGGUUUUUGUAUGGAGAGUCCAUGGGUGGAGCAGUUAGUCUACUUUUGCAUCAAAAAGACCCUUCUUUUUGGGACGGUGCCGUUCUUGUCGCACCCAUGUGUAAGAUAUCAGAGAAGGUGAAGCCACACCAAAUUGUGAUCAACAUACUGACUAAAGUAGAAGAUAUCAUACCAAAGUGGAAGAUUGUUCCUACAAAGGAUGUCAUCAAUUUAGCCUUCAAAGAUCCAGCCAAAAGAGAAAGGAUAAGGAAAAACAAGUUGAUUUACCAGGACAAACCCAGGUUAAAAACAGCUCUAGAAAUGUUAAGAACCAGCAUGAAUCUUGAAGACACCUUAUACAAGGCAACCAUGCCAUUUUUUGUAAUGCAUGGAGAAACAGAUACAGUGACAGAUCCAGAAGUAAGUAGAGCAUUAUAUGAGAGAGCCAGUAGCAAAGACAAGACAGUUAAAUUGUACCCUGGUAUGUGGCAUGGUUUAACAUCCGGUGAGCCUGAUGACAACAUUGAAAAAGUCUUUGAAGACAUCAUAACAUGGCUUGACAAACACGCCAACAAUAAUGCUGCUGCUUAUGAGACUUCACAAACAAUUGAGACUUGUGACAUGGAGAAUUUGACACCAGUUGUAUCAUCAGCAAAGACUUUGAAGGAGACACAAAGGCGAAAAUUCUAUCUUUGUGGGUUGAGAGGAAGUCGUUUGUUACAUCACUCGGCAACAUAGGCGGUAAUAAUCACACUGUUGUGGUAGGGACUAUGACAACGAUAUAUAUAGCAGUGUAGUGUGUAAGGAACACUCACUUUAAUAUUCACUUUUCAACAUUCACGCUCUUAUUAGGUGAAAUUCAUGUGGGUUCCAUCACUUUGAAAAUGAAUCCACAUAAAUUGGCCAGAACUCACAUGAUAUCAUCUAAUAGAAGUGUGCGUGUAAGAGAGUGUCAAAGUAAGUGUUUGAUCAGAACGUACUAUUCCUAUACUGUUUUACUGUGGACCUCUCAAAUUUUCACUGUGUUAUUUACUUUUCAUCUUCUGCUUCUGUGACUGUGACUUUAGUGAUCCAAAUUGUUUACAAAAGUAAAGCAAAGCUCCGCAAUGCAAUGCUCCAAA